This is a messenger RNA of Closterium sp. NIES-67, 1501 nucleotides long. The record is from the annotation of a GenBank genome assembly. Lineage: Eukaryota; Viridiplantae; Streptophyta; Zygnematophyceae; Desmidiales; Closteriaceae.
UUCGCGCUCCUGCCCUUCUCUUCUGACGGGAAACGCCUGUUUAGAGGCUGCUGACGUGGCAUGGCCUCUGCACGCAUGGCGGUCAUUGAGCUUGGGACGAGCUCGCUUCGUCGAUGCGCAUCGUCCAAUUCGCCUUCUGCGCAGCUUUCCCGCGCAAUCCCCCGGCCUUCCGCGCAAUGCCUUCUCUCUCGCCGCGCGCUUUAUCCGCGCAAACGGCUCCAGGCGCCACGCCAGCUACGAAGCCAAGCUUCAUUUUUUGCGGGCAGAUUAGUCACACCCGUAGUAUUAUCUGCUGCGCCUGCUGCAGCCUUUUCAGACCAAAACUCUUCAUGUGUACGGCCACUUCCCCUUACCUCUUCUUUAGAUGAAGCCUCUUCUCUGGAGAGCGUUGCCACGCUUCAGACUUCUGCGUCCGCCAUUGCUGAAGCCGCGUCCCCGCAUUUCUCGCAAAGACUUCAGAAUGCCCUCCCCGCUUCAGACUCUCACUUCCGCCCUCCGCCUCCGCCUUCCGCCCUCCCCGCGCUCCUCCUCGUAGCAGCCGCCGCGCUUCUCCCGCUCUGCCUCUCCUUCCUCUCCCCUCUCCCCGCCCUCGCCGCCGAUCCCGCCGCCGCGACAGCCGCCGCAACCGCCGCCGCGACCGGCGCGGCAACGUCCAUAGCCAAGUCGGGUCUCGGGGUACGCGUCGCGGAGGCGCUGCGCGCGUCGCAUUGGCCCGACGCGGCGAUAGUGACCUUCGUCGCGUCGCUGCCGGUGGUGGAGUUAAGAGGCGCCAUACCUGUCGCCUACUGGAUGGGCAUGGAGCCGCUAGUAGCUUCCAGUCUGGCCGUUCUAGGGAACAUGCUUCCCGUCCCGCUCCUCCUCACCCUGCUCGGCCCAGCAUCCAACACCCUCGCCCGCAUCAGCCCGCGCGCCAAAGCCCUGCUGGACGCCCUCCUGGACCACACGCGGGAGAAGGCCGGCCCAAUCGCUGAGUUCCAGUGGCUGGGCCUCGCGCUCUUUGUGGCCGUCCCGCUGCCCGGCACAGGCGCGUGGUCGGGGGCAAUCGGAGCGUACAUUCUCGGCAUGCCGUUUUGGGAGGCGUUCACGGCGAAUUUAACAGGGGUGGUGCUGGCGGCCGUGCUUGUGAAUCUGCUCGUGACGCUGCCGCUGCAGCAGGCGUUAGGGUUGGCGGUGCUGCUGCUGGGGUUCUCGUCUGUGUGCUGGUCGCUGCUGAGAUGGAUCCGGAAGAACCUGUUCUCUAAGGACAGUUCAGCAUAAGGGGUGUUCCGUUCCAGUGGCUGGGCCUGCCUCUCUUUGUGGCGUAUGGUCGGGUCGGGGGCGAUCGGAGCGUACAUUCUCAGCAUGCCGUUUUGGGAGGCGCUUGUCAACGUAUAUAAUAUUAAUAUAUAUUUGUGUAGGCUUGGUAGUUGUUAGGUGUCAUACAAAUUACUGGAUCCUACUGUAGAGGGUACAACACCUUCCUUGUGUCUCUCUCUUCUAGUCCAACUCACUUUUCUCUCGU